Messenger RNA from Lingula anatina, 9375 nucleotides. RefSeq names its product protein unc-79 homolog. Lineage: Eukaryota; Metazoa; Brachiopoda; Lingulata; Lingulida; Lingulidae. The record is from RefSeq and is a predicted model, not a curated record. Gene Ontology annotation, molecular function: protein binding.
UCGAGGUAAAGGAAAAUAAUUUUUUUCAUUGGCAAGUCAUUUGCCGAAUUAUAAUUUCGGCGGAAUGGGUAUAUACCAUUGAACAUGAAGGUUUUUGCUGCUUGCACAGAAGUUUACAUGUGGUUCCUGAACAUGAUCAGAUUGGACAGAAAUAUGAAAUAGUUUUGCCACAGUGAUAUGUAUCUUACCUUCUGGUGCUGCUUAAGCAAAGCAAACUGAGUUUUUAUUGGAAGGUGCUUUAACAGGAAACAUCAUCAUGGGAACUAGAGCAGCUUCUUUCACUGCCAAGAUCCGUAUUCUGAAGGACUAUCAGUACCGGGUGGUGAACAACCUCCCCCCUGUGCCCACGGGGACUGAUGUGGCCAAUACACUCAAGUACUUCUCACAGGCUUUGCUAGGAGUUCUGAAGGAGGUACCCAGCAUGCCCACUGAGAUAUUUGGUGCCAGGCAGAGAGAUAGUAUCCGGCUGUCUGUGUUUCCUAACCUGAACUACUCUGGCCUGUACUAUGCUGUUAUGACUGUCAUUGACAUUGUCCCUAUGGUGCAGAUUGGGCAGCUAGCUUUGGCAGAGGCUACUCUCCAUGUCCUGUGUUGCCUGGUCCCCUUCCUGGAGUACGACCUCCUGGACAGUCUGCCGUACACAGUGGCCUCCACACUGGCCUGCUUCCCAGCUAGCCUACAGAAAGAGACCAUCUUGUUACUGUGCACUCACCUGUUGCCUCUGACCCUAGGCCAUGUUGGAAUGCGUGACAUGUGCACCUAUGCUACAGACUCUGUGCCUGCAAUAAUUAUGCUGGUUUUCCAGUACACAGAUAAAGAAGACUACCACACCCAGCUGUUAGAAUGUUUGAUGAGUUUGAAGAAAGAUAUCUCCAAGGAUUUACUGAAUGUCAUAGCCUAUGGUCCCCCAGCCUCCAGAGCCCCUGCUGCUAAUCUACUGUUCAGAUACUGGCCCCAGAUGAGUCCCAAUACUAGGGAGAAAAAGGGAAUAGUAACAAAAGUACCAGCCACUAAUCCAUUCACAUGCCAAAGGGAGCUGUGCCCCAAUGCUAGAGCUGGACCUGCGCCUGCAAUUAAGCUGUGUAUCCACCCUGCAGUAUCAGUGCAGUCAGGUCGACCUCCACCACUGUAUAUAUGCCAGGACUGCAUGGAUAUCCUAGCCAGGGAACACUCUGGGGAUAUACAGGAUAUGCUGCUGCCCAUGGAACAGGUGUCCUCUGUCUGUGAAAACAAGAAUUGUGCUUCAAAUGAAAACCUCGCAGUGUGCACCUGCUUCCACCUAGCAUGUGCCAGUUACAACGGGAACCGACCCAUACGCUUCUGUGCCAGUUGCCAUGUCAACAGGCAUUACAACAAGGAUGGACAGCACCAUGUUGUUCAGAGUACACUGCCCAACAUAUGGGGUACCUCUGACCAGGAACUGCAACAUUAUAUGGUGGAGGCCAUUGUCAGUUUGUUAAAAGAAGCUCAGCCACCAGAAGAGAAGAAAGUUCUAGAGGCCAGUGGCACCCAUGUCCAUGCUUCCUGGGGUGACAUACGGGAGAAUGGGGCUGAGAACAACAAUGAUGACAGGAAGAUACUUAGUAGAUAUGGUAUCUGGCUGCUGGUGGAGUUCUGUAAACCUAAGGAAGAAUUACCCAUAGAACUGCUGGCCAGGCUCCUGGGUAUGCUGUUCCAGUGGUUUAAAGACACAACCAACCAAGGCAUGGGAGGGAUAGAUGGAGUGGGCAGUGCCUUGGAAAAGCUUAAAGCUGAGUACAUUUACAACUGGCUUCAGUUGGUGAACAAGAGUCACUUCGAGAUCAUGCUGUCAUGUCUUCUACCUCAUCCUGUGGAAUAUGCCAGAGUGGGAGGUCCAUGGGACACUCUGGCUAACAGGACCACUCUGAUUAAUAACCUCGCCAAGUUGAUGGAGCGCAAGUUGACAAAGUCCAUGUCAGAGCCACCAGAACCCGAGUAUGAGCUGAAGGAAGAAGAGCUUCCUCCACAUCUCCAGUUGUUACAUGCUUUACUGAAGGAGCUGUACACACAGACAGAUGCUGAUGUAUUGUUCUAUGUCCUGAAAGCGUUAAGAUACCUGUGUCUCCAUGCUGAGUGCCUGAACCUGGCCCUUAAAGACAAUGAGGAGUAUGUGAAGUACUGUCUGAAGAAGUUUCUGAUAAUUGAGCUAUGGAAAAUCUUACAGGCAGAGCACUCCCAGUUGGCCUCUAUCUGUGUUCCCAUACUCCUGCACUGCCUGACCCUCCCCACUGGCUCUGACAUCAUGUGGCGUAUUGUGGAACAGGAUUUCCAGAAUGAAGACUGGCGAGCAAGAUUCUCUGCAGUGGAAAAGGUGUCGGUGUUGCUACGCUAUGUCCGGUGUGAGACUGUGAAGGAAAACCAGGUCCUGUUGACCACCCUGGCCCAUGCCUUCUGUCACCUGAUUGAGUCCCUGAAUGACAUCAACUGCAUGGUGGCACAGAAAACUAAGUUUUACCUGGAGACACAGAAGAAGAGCUCCAUUAAGUGUUUGUGUAUGUGCCUGGAGUUCCAGUUUGACUCAGUGAUCAAUGAUCGCACCAUGAUACUGCAGAGAAUGCAGAUCUUGUCCAAUGUGCUGCCUGACCUGGGAAUCCUGAGCUGGGAGUUCUUCCUUCAUCGCUUUGAUGCUCUCUCUCUGGAGGCCCAGAUUGAUCUGGAGAGCAGUGGGGACAUAUCACACCCAACAGAUCUGGUGAGCAGUGACAGAGAAAGUGAGCAUUUCUUACAGAAGUUGAACAGAGCCAGGUUUGCGCUGGCCAGGACCGACAGUGUGAGAUCUGUCAGUGCCAGUCUCUAUGGCAACAAGCCGCCAUUCAGGAAGGCAUCCUCCAUGCCUUUGUACGGAACCCCCCGGCCAGGUGUGUCUCCUUCUAAUCGGGGAACCUCUGUUUCUAUGUCAGCCUCUCCUAAAGUCCUCCCGAAGUGGAAAGUGUUGAUGUACAUGCAGCGGUGGUGGCUGUCUCACCAUCAACCCGCAGAAUCCACCCCUCCCUCUCAAACAGAGUCCCACCCAGACCAAUCGGCUGGUAAAAUGCUACUUUGCCGUGGAAGCUUGGUUACACUCAUAAUAUAUAAAAGAAUAUUUGUGCUUGCUUGCUCUUGCGGUGGUGAUCGACUAACUCCUUGGCUUCUUAUUGCAGUGAUGGUUUGGGUGCUACCUCUGCGGCUUUGUUUUCUCUAUCCUGUCUUCACAUCUUUUAAGAAUGAAUUGCAGUUAAAGACACAGCAAGUUGUGAUAUCAUUUAAUAGGUUUUGGAAUGUAUGUGAUAAGUUGGAACUUUCUCUUAUUUUUAAGUUUUCAAUUCAGAUAACCUUUUCUUUUGAAAAAAUUUCAAAUAGAUGUAUAUAUGACAGUCCCUUCAAUGUCAUAACUUACUCUGUCUCUGCUGAUAUUACAGGAUCUGUCCAAAUUGUACAAUUUAAGAUUUUGUUAAGUAACUGUCACCAUUUCAUUCCACCAUUUAUUCACUUGCAAAAUUAUUUUCAGCUCUUAAGUUUAUUUUUGAGAACCAUUCAGUCUUCCCACCUCUCCAUUAACGUAGAGAAACCCUGCAUUAGGCAACAGUCGGCUCCCCAGUUUGGCCGUAGAGGAACACGCUCUGGGCUCAGUAUAUUUGGAAGCUAUAUGCUCUCAGGGGUCGGUGGGUACCUUAGAGAGUUCACUGACCAGCAGAGUAAUUUCUCUGCCCUGCUACAGAAGGCAAUGGACCUGGAGGGGGUGGACAGGGAGACGGUUCAUAAGGUUACUGCUCUCCUGAUGAAGUUCAUGAUGAAUAGUGAUCAAGAUAUAGUAAGCAGUGACAAAGAAGAGAGCAAAUACCAGGACAUUGUUCUCCGACAUCUCAAUGUACUUCUUGGCUACAACCAGAGUGAGAAGGCUUUCAGUGUGCCACCAUAUAAACUAAGAUGUUCAGCAACAGUAAAUGCUUUCCUAGCAGGUCUGCCUCAUGUCCUGGACAGGAAUUUUGAGCUGGGUAACACCAUUCUUCCAGUAGCUGUGAUACUACUGCAGUAUGUUCCCUCUCCCCAGAGAUAUGCCAGUGACUACCAGCCCCCAAACUACACCCUGUGGUACCUAGAACCCCACACCAGACAGGCUUGGCUCACUGCUUUACUGGUUAUAUUGUAUAAGUAUUCUUACAACAAGAGCAGUCCUAAUGCAGAGAUCAUAGAGUUCCUGGUGCAGCUUGCAAUCAACACGGUGUAUGCUCAGCAGCACAGGUGUAAGACUGGGGAAGAAGGAGGAGCCAUGAUGAGCCCUCUCUUGACUAGAAAUGCCAGCAAUGUCUCUACAGUAGAACUAGAGAACAUUGAGGAGACUGAUACCCCUCCUCAGAGCCCAACCUCCCCCGAGGCCACAGUCUCCCUGGAGUCAUCCCUGGGGAUGGCCUCCAUAUCAUUUGGUCACAGGAGGAGGGGAGCUAUUAACACCCCCCUGGAGGAGAGCCCAUCUGAAGUGGAGUCACCUGACACACCACCUAAGAGUGACAGUGACGGACCUGUGACUGGGAAGAAACUACCAGACUACAGCUUUACAACAGAUGAGACACAAGAAAAGAAAGACACUGAGAAGUUUCCAGCUCCAAAAGCAAGUUCUUUGCUUAAGUCUCCAAAGUCAGGAAACAAAGGGGUAGGGGGGCGCCGUUUUGAACUGCAUGUUGCAGAUGCUACUGAUGCUGGUUAUGCUGCUGGUGAUGAUAACGAUGAUGAUGAUAACGAGGAUGAGAUGACCCUAGAGCAGAGUUUUGAGAUGCACAUCAUGCAGAAAGUGAAGGAAGAUGAGAUGAAGAGAAGACUGGCAGCUCAACAGGAUGAAGAUGGAGCAGAAGGAAGUGAUGUCGAGGAGAAAACAUUGCAUUAUGGGACAGAAUCUCAUGUGGAGAGAAAGAUGGCUCAGCAGAUCAAGGAGUUUGAAGGAGAGAAAUCCCCCGAAAUUCACCCAGCAGAGCCAGAUGUCCCCCCAGCAGGAGCUGGUGUUAAAGAAGAGGCUGUUGUUGAUAAACCUGAAGGAAAACCCCUAGCCAAGCCUGUCCGCCACAAGCCCCCUAUACCCGUAGAACUCCUGGGACUGGCUACUAGGUCAAAGAGUGAGGACAAACCUGCUGUCUCUGUGGAGAUUGAUAAGAAGGACAACAUCAAGGGUGCAGGACCAGAUGGAAGACCCAGUAGCCUCAUCAAACCAGACAAGCCAGUUAUACCAACAUUAGAAAUUACACAUGAAGAGAUCACAAAGCCAGUUGUUCCAGCAUUUGAGUCUGCCCAGGCAGUCCCCCUCAAACCCACUCUGCCAGCAUUCAAAGCCAAGGCAGAGGAGACUGUGGAACCUGCCCACCCAGUGUUUGAAGUUACUGCUGUCACCAUAGAGGAAAGUGUGAUACUGCCUCUUCCAAAAUUUGAAGUCACUGUGGAAGACUCCUUUCAAGCCACUGUACCAAACAUAGAGGUGGGUCAAGAGGAGACGCCUAAAGAACAAGCUGAUAAGGAUGAAGAGAAGGAACAAGACGAUGCUGCAGGUGGUAGUGAUAAUGUGGCACCACAGUUAAAGGAGGAAGUAGAAGAGGGUAAAAAAGUUGAAGAACAGGCAAAGGUGACUGUUGAACCAGAAGUGACCAAGACUGAAUCUGUAGAAGUAAAAGUUCCUGACAUAUCAACAGAUGCUGUAGUAACCCCAAGCCAGACCCCCCAUUACCGCCAAAGAAGAGGGAGAAAGACUGGACUGGCCACCAUAGAACUGCAGAAGAUUAUGCCAGAACUGGCAGAGAAACAUGAACCAGAGAAGUUGAGAAGAAGAAGAAAAGCAGACAUCAUAUCCAAAAGUCAGCAACUCAAACAGAAGAGCCAGCAGUCCAGGUUUGGAAGUGGUGAGCAGCCAAUCAUUGACCGCUGUCCAGAGUGCAAGGCUGUCCUGGAGCAGUAUGAUGAGGACACCAUUAGCCUGUGUAUUGUGUGUAUGGAGGCUUUUGUCCACAGAGAGCCCUCCAUGUCUGCUCCAUACCUGCUGGACAUGCUACAGGCUGUCACUAGAAUUGCUGCCAACAGCCCUUAUCCUUGGCAGAAUGACUGGAAAGUGGUGAUUCCAGGCAGUUCUGUGAGUGUGGCGCGCCAAUUUCUGCGCUGUGUUCUGCACCAGCUGGCACCCAAUGGGAUCUUUCCACAACUGUUUCAAAGUAAAAUUGAAGAACCAGACUUUAUGAAGACAUUAGCCUCUGCUCUCAUGGACUUCAAUGAACUUAAUUGCUAUGCUGCUCUUCAACACCUGUUAGAGGGAAUGAACAACAAGAAGACCCUCCCACAAGACACCUUAAUGCAGGUUCUGAAUAACCUGUCCAGCUACAUGGAGUGCAUACCCCUGGAGACCACCUCGCCCACCUGGCCAGGGAUAUUAGGCCAGUUUGAGGGGUACUUCAGGAAGCUGUUGCCAGAGCUGCCAGUGGGCUGUGACAUUGCUCCUGUGAUGAAGAUUAUGGCCUCUGUGUUGAAAAUCCCUGGUGUGGCUUCAAAUAAGGGUAUCUUGGAGCCUUUCUCCAAAGUACUGAGUUUUGCCAUCCAGAAUUGUGAACUGUUACUACAACACCUGAUAGAUAUAUGCUCCCUGGCCAACAGAGUCUUCAUCAAGGAAAGGGACAAGGUGUUCUUGGCUAGGACUAUUGUGUUCGAGUUGGUGCAGGCACUGAAGUUCAGAGCAUCAGUCCCAGAUAGUAAUCUUUUACUUCUGGUGCAGUUUGUGUGUAUUGAUGCUGGAGGUACCAUCACCCCAGGGACAGUGACAGAGGAGUACUGCACCUACUCCUUUAACCCAAUGACCCACCCUGUGGUCAGUACCAGUGCUAGCGAGUGUAUGAAACAACACCUCAAUGAGUGUGUGGACUUUAUUGCUGACCUUCAUACACUAACAAAGGUCAAGAACAACAUGAAAGGCAGUUCCUUUAAUUUGAAUGAGGACACCCUGGGGAACCAGCUGAAGUCAGGGAUAGCUCAGUACAUAGCCCUGGAGUUCACAAGAGGCAAUGGUCGGGACAACCGUGCAAUCAAUCGCUAUCUGCCAUGGCUGUAUCACCCACCUUCAGCUAUGCAGCAAGGACCCAAGGAGUUCAUCGACUGUAUCACCCAUAUCCGCCUGCUGUCCUGGCUCCUGCUGGGCUCUCUGACCCACACUGCUAUUACCCAGUGUUCAGGGCCCAUUAUAUGUCAGCCUAUCCCACUAGAGGCCAGUCAGUAUAUUGCUGAUCACAUUCUGGUCAUCAUGACUGGGUUUGCUGAACAGUCCAAGGCCUCAGUAUUGCACAUGAGUUCCUUGUUCCAUGCCUUCAUCUUAUGUCAGCUGUGGACCAUGUACUGUGAGAGUCUUGCCUGGCACCAUACAUUUGGCAGUGACACCCAUGAAAUGGCCUCAGAGACAGUGAUGGACUUCUGGGGCAGGGUCACUCCAGGCAUACUACAGUUACUGUCACAUUCUAGAAUGAUGGCUGAGAUGGUGAAUCUUCACUUUUUGUCUAUGAUGGAAGCUCUCCAGGAAUGCAACUCCUCUGUGCUCUCAAAGUUAUUUGCAUUGUGGACUCCAAUUUUCCACUCUUACCAUGGACAGCUGCCUGGUCAUAUCCAAGUCCGCCUUCAGACCUGUCAGAACUGGGCGCCACCAAAGAAAACCAAGGACGAAGCUGCUCAGAAAUCCAGCAUGUUGCUUACAUGGCUGAAACGCCUGCAGUUCAAACUGGGACAGACAGAGAUCCAGUCCUCUUCCGCCACCCAGUUUUAUGCUGUCUAGACCUCUCUGUGUUUGUAUUUAGCUUCAAUGACUGAAACCUGAAAAUUAAAUUGGGUUGAUUUGAAGGACAGUUAUGGUCUGCUAUUUAGGAGACUAAUGCCAUAUUGGAUAAAAGAAAUUAUUCAGGUUAAACUGCUGGGAACAGACUCUUUACUCCAAUUUCUCCUUUUCUUAUUAGUUUAUCUGUAAUUGUCACCAUUAACUGACCUGACUGGGGCAGGUUUCACAAUAGAACUUAAGUCUUAAGUUUUUCUCAAUUUAUCCAAUAUUAUGUCUCCUUUGAUGCAGGAUGAAAUUGUAGUAGCCACUUGUAUAGAAAUAUUUAGUCUUUUUCACAAAAAGUAAGAAAUUGCUAUUACUUUGAACAGAUAGUAGCUUUAUUUUAGGGGACUCUUGCCGAUUUUUCCUAGUCAAAAUAAACAAAAACUUGACUAAUGUAUUGAAAAUUUAUGAAAUAGGACUUAGGUGCUGUAUUCCUUUCUACUCUGCUCACCAUGUGAUUGAUGCUUUAAAAAAAUAAAACUCUGGACUGGAUAAUGAAGUGUCAUCUGCAACUUCUAUGUGAGCUGUCUUGUUUUUCUGUUUAUACUAUGUUUCUGCAUGUGUUUGAGUAAAAUGCCUUGAAAUCAAGUUUGAAAAAUGAUGUACAGUAUUGGUCAUGGUCUGCUUUUUUGGCUAGAUUAUGUGUUUCGUUGCAUGUUGUGUUAUUGAGUUAUCAGUUGACCUAGUUUUACUUGAAUUAUUAUAUUAUCUCUGUUGCCAUAGGGUAUAUUUUUACUGUUAUUUUUGUGUUAAUGGUAAAUCUGUAUUUUUAUUUUAAAGGGACACAUGAUUUUUUUGCUGAAAAUGUCAGUGAAUAAUACUCUUACGUUGUAGUUGAAUUUAUUUUCAUCUUCACUACCAGUAUAUGGUCUUUGUUUGCCGAAUUCUGUAGCUAGGUUAAAUAUAUAUAUAUACUCUUAUUUUAUACAUGUAUGUAGCAUGUUUAGUGCAUGUUUCCUCAAAUUAUAUUGCUUUUAUAUGUUAAUGAAUAAAUGGUGGUAUGUGCAAUAUUUUUCAUAUCUAGUGUUAGGCAUUGUUUGACUAUUGUCUUACAAGCACUUCCAGUUGGUGUCUUUCACCAGUAGGUGCACUUCUGGUAGGCAUUUAACAAAUAUUAUUUCGUAACUUAAUUUCUAGUGGUGCUAUCUUUGAAAAUAGUGAUAUUAUGAAAAAGAGAACUUCCAUGUAUAUCUGUGAGCUUGAUUCUUCUAUUGGGGUUUGUCAUAUGCGUUGAGAAAACUAAUUUAGAAUAUGGUCGCUUCUUUGGAAAAAAUCUGUAUACAACUUGAAAAGUUUUGUAAUAGUAUUUAAGAAUGGAUAUGUUUUUGCUAUGGAGCUUUAUUCCUGUAAUGGUAUUUCUCUUUUAUUUUCUAUCAUACUUUCUAAGUAGGAGAGACAUAUCUACAAUAUAGAAAUAUGUUAGAAUUUUUAGACACUUUUACAAUGUAUUGUGUUUUAACUUAAUUAAAAUUAUUUAUUGUUCAUUUUGUCACUUGAAUCUCUAGCAGGUAUCAUUGUAUGUAAAUAGUAAUUAAGAAAAAAAGUAA